AUGGCUGAAGAGAGGUAUGGGCAUGAGGAGGAAUCCUAUGAGGAAGAAGAACUCGAUCAAACAAGCUUUAGAUCAGUCAAGGAUGCAGUUCUAUUUGCGAUUGACGUAAGCAGUUCAAUGUUAGAGCCCCGUCCAUCAUCCGACCCAAAGAAACCUGCGGUAUCUCCUACAGCAGCAGCUCUCAAAUGCGCACAUAAUUUGAUACAGCAGCGCAUCAUUUCCAAUCCUCAUGACAUGAUGGGAGUCCUCCUUUACGGGACCAAGUCAUCCAAAUUUUAUGGCGAGAAUGGAGAGACCAGCGAUCUAUCAUACCCACAUUGUUAUCUGUUUACCGAUCUUGAUGUCCCAUCAGCCGAAGAAGUGAAGGGACUACGAAGCCUUAUUGAAAGCGAGGAAGAGGCUAAGGAGGUUUUACAGCCAUCCGAUGAGCGGGUUUCCAUGGCCAACGUCUUAUUUUGUGCGAACCAAGUCUUUACUUCCAAGGCUCCAAAUUUCGUUUCGCGGCGAUUAUUCAUUGUGACCGACGAUGACAACCCACAUGCUGAUAACAAGGUCCUUCGUUCUGCAGCCACCGUUCGUGCGAGAGAUCUGUACGAUCUGGGUGUCACCAUUGACUUGUUCCCUAUUUCUCAACCAGACCAUGAAUUUGACAUUUCUAAAUUUUAUGAUGAUAUCAUUUACAAAACAGCGCCCAUUGAUGGUGAAGCUCCGGCAUAUUUGCAGCCAGACAUUCAUACUUCCACGGUCAAAGGGGACGGAAUUUCGCUACUCAAUUCUCUCACGUCAAGCAUCAAUUCCAGAUCUGUGCCCCGAAGAUGUCUCUUCUCCAACAUAUCGCUGGAGAUGGGUCCUAAUUUCAAAAUUUCUGUGAAUGGCUAUCUCUUACUCAAGCGACAGGAAAUUGCGAGAAGUUGCUAUGUUUGGCUUGGCGGAGAAACCCCCCAGAUUGUCAAAGGGACAACUACCCUAAUGGCAGAUGAUGCAGCUCAAGAGGUUCAACCGACAGAGAUCAGAAAGGCAUAUAAAUUCGGUGGCGAGCAGAUUUCAUUUACAGUCGAUGAACAACAGGCCCUGAAAAACUUUGGUAGCCCCGUAAUCCGGAUCGUGGGCUUCAAGCCUCUCUCUUCCCUUCCAUUUUGGGCUAAUGUCAGGCAUCCAACGUUCAUCUACCCAUCCGAAGAAGACUAUGUUGGCUCAACGCGCGUCUUUUCUGCACUACAUCAAAAACUUGAGAAGGACAAGAAAUUGGCGCUUGUCUGGUUCAUUCCUCGCAAGGGUGCGACACCAGUCUUGGCUGCUAUGAUUCCAGGUGCGGAGAAGAUGGACGAGAAUGGUAUACAAAAGAUACCUCCUGGGAUGUGGAUUAUUCCACUGCCUUUUGCAGAUGAUGUGCGACAGAAGCCUUCAUAUGAUGAGAUGCAGAAGCCCGAGUACAAAAAGGUGGAAUCCCCAGAGUCGCUCACGGACGCCAUGCGUGCAGUUAUUGGGCAAUUGCAGCUUCCCAAGGGUGUUUAUGAUCCUGAAAAAUAUCCCAAUCCCUCUCUUCAAUGGCAUUAUCGCAUUCUUCAGGCUCUGGCCCUAGAUGAAGAUCACCCAGGAACCCCAGAUGACAAGACCGUUCCCAAGUUUCGGCAAAUUGACAAGCGCUGCGGUGAUUAUGUACUUGCGUGGUCCAAGGAACUGGACAUUCAGGCCGAGAAGCUUCUUGGUGGCACUUCUGCUUCAUUAUCUACACUGGUCAAACGCGGUACUAAAGAUCGGGGUGACGGACCUCCCACCAAAAAGGUCAAGGUCGAAAAUGAUGCUCUAGACAUUGACGAGGAAGUCACAACAAAAUAUCAAAAUGGAUUAUUAAACAAGCUCACCAUACCCAAACUGAAGGCAUUUCUGCAUUUCCAUGGCCGUACUGCAACUGGCAACAAAGCCGAUCUUGUGAACCUUGUAGAGCUUCAUUUUGAAAAGACGUCGAAGUGA
Molecule: messenger RNA, 1974 nt
Organism: Penicillium taxi
Lineage: Eukaryota; Fungi; Ascomycota; Eurotiomycetes; Eurotiales; Aspergillaceae
Gene: akuA
Exons: 6
Coding region: 1-1974 (657 amino acids)
Biological process (GO): telomere maintenance; cellular response to gamma radiation; double-strand break repair via nonhomologous end joining
Cellular component (GO): Ku70:Ku80 complex; nucleus
Molecular function (GO): DNA helicase activity; telomeric repeat DNA binding; damaged DNA binding
Source: RefSeq, a predicted model, not a curated record